AUGAAGAGAAACAGGCCAAAUUCGUGCGGGGGAGCUGCCAGCAGUGUUCGGAGCUCCUUCAAACCCAAUAUACCGCCCCACAACCGUCGUGAUAGGUCGCAAGGAGGGGGUAACAAGACGGCAGCUGUUCCUGCUGUUGUUGCUGCUGCCAAGGUGGGACGCUCACGAUUCUUUAUGGUUCAAGAAGGGUUCAAAUCUGACAGGAUGGCUAGAGAACGCAAAAGAACGCUGGCUGAAGACUUGGCACUCUCCCUGCACUACAUGAAACACGAUCCCAAGGUGAGGUGCCUUCCUGAUCACGCCGCGGACCGAUUCAAUCUUCCCGUGGACCUCCUUGAAAAAUAUCUUAAGUACUCCUUCCACCCCAGCAACACGUUAGGACAAGAAUUCAAGCAGCUGAGAGAAUCACAACCCGUUCAACCUACCACAGCUGCCCUCAGACCCAGCAACGUCUCCAAGAACAGGUCCCCGGAUAUAGUGGCAGGUGACCAGUACCGGUGUGUGCUGCGGCCCGUGACACAGAGGACCCGGAGAGGGAAACCUGUAGAGGACAUCCUCCGUAGGGCACAGGUUGAGGACUACAUCAACGCCACUGUCAUCAACACUGGGUACCAUGAGUUCAUUGCGACGCCCCACCCCCAGCCUGCCACCGUCCAUGACUUCUGGCGCAUGGUGGUGCAGACCCGAGCCUCAGCCGUAGUCAUGUUUCAAGCAACCCGCGCUGAUCUCACGGAUUUCCCGAGAUAUUGGCCAGAGAUAGGGGAGGAGAGAGUCUUCUUAAGCAACACUACUCCCAUUGUGGUCACCCGCGCGCCCCCGGAACCCACGCAUUCCUCCCACACAGCAGCGAAAGAGGCAGAGGGCAUGGGAAAGGAGGACAGUAAAGUGGAGGAGAUGGACACGGCUGGCUAUGUGAAUUUACUGAAAAAAACUUGGGAGAAAGAGAAUGAGGACACGAGGAUUAGUGGAAAGAGAACAGGGGAGUGUGAGGGAGACGAAGAGCAGCAGCGCCUCCACGGACAUACAAAGAGGCCAUCAUCGAAGUGCGCCACAGGGAGGAGACGUGAGGCUGGAGAGGGGGCCGAGGAGUGUCGGGGAUAUCAGCUGGGGCAGGGAAGAAAGACAGAUGGAAGACGCGUGCGGGAGGCGAAUGAAGAAAAAUAUCAAAGACGGACGAGCAGAAAGGCGACCAUGAGAGAUGAAUUCAAGGAAGGCAAAGGCGGCGACCAGCGAUUCCAGGAGGGAGAGGUAGCGGUGAAGGACUGGGAAACGGAGGACAGUGGAAAGGUGGAGCAUUACCAGUGGAGGGAGGAGAAGGAGAGAUUAAUAGUGGAACAAGCACAGGAAAGUCCACAUUACUUCCUGAGUCGCUUGUAUUUGUGGGUGGGUGGCAGAAGCAGGGGCGGCAGGCGGCUGAUCCCUCAUUUUCACUUCCCCGGCGGGCUGCGGGACCCAGGCGCCGUGCUGCACCUCCUACAUGCUGUUCUCUACAAGCAGAGCGUCGUCUCAGGGCCAGUUGUUGUCCACUGCCCGGACGGCGCCGACCAGUCCGGGGUGUUCGUGGCCCUGGCGAGACUCGUGCAGCGGGAGGUCAACAGGCGGAGGGAGGAGGACGAGCAGGAGGAGGAGGAAGAGGAGAGGAAGAGAGAUAAGGAAGAGGAAGGAUCUAAGAUUACAAAUGGGGAGUCUUUGAACGUGUACGAAGCUGUGAGUCACGUUAGGCGGUACCUUCCUCACGCCGUUCGUCAAUUGACGAGUUAUAGGUUCGUGUACCAAUGCAUGCACACAUUCCUGACAUCCCCGCCGGACAUGUUUGGCUUCUGGGUUGUGAGACGCCCCCUGCUGGACGCCAGACUAACCGCCCUUCAUCCUUACUCCAUUAGGAGGCUUCUGAAGAGAGUACAGAAAGAAUACCCAAGCCUGCUCCAGUCCACAGAAGGUUACAAGCAGGACACAGAGGAAGGGAGUGACCUGCGUGUAACUCUCUUUCAGGAGGUGAUCAGGAGAGAGGAGAAGGAAAUGCGAGGAGGAAGUCGUGAGAAGAAUAGCCGCGAGAGGAAGGCUAGACGGAGGGAGGAGGGCUGGAUGUAGGGUGAGUGAAGGUGGAAGGUGCAUGUGGCCAAGGGAAUAAAGAGUUAGGGAGUGAGGGCGGAGAGGUAGUUAAGGAAAAAGAAAGAGGAGAGUGAGGACGGUGAGUAAAGUGCAA
Messenger RNA from Portunus trituberculatus (swimming crab), 2206 nucleotides. RefSeq lists its product as uncharacterized. Gene Ontology annotation, biological process: protein dephosphorylation. Gene Ontology annotation, molecular function: protein tyrosine phosphatase activity. Lineage: Eukaryota; Metazoa; Arthropoda; Malacostraca; Decapoda; Portunidae. The record is from RefSeq and is a predicted model, not a curated record. Bases 1 to 2091 code for a protein of 696 amino acids. The transcript is spliced from 10 exons.